Molecule: messenger RNA, 8273 nt
Organism: Leptopilina heterotoma
Lineage: Eukaryota; Metazoa; Arthropoda; Insecta; Hymenoptera; Figitidae
Gene: Not1
Product: CCR4-NOT transcription complex subunit 1
Exons: 16
Coding region: 285-7469 (2394 amino acids)
Biological process (GO): nuclear-transcribed mRNA catabolic process, deadenylation-dependent decay
Cellular component (GO): CCR4-NOT core complex; P-body
Molecular function (GO): molecular adaptor activity
Source: RefSeq, a predicted model, not a curated record
GAGUGUGCAGGUCUAUUGUAAAUUGUAAAGAAAAUUGUGCAGUGUGUUCUGUGUUGGCUAUAUAUUUUUUAUUAAAAAAAAAAGUUACAAAUUUACAAUAGAUUUUUCCGUUGUUCUCGCCAUGACGUUAAUCUAAAAUUGUUGAAAAAAAUACUGAUCCCGAUGUUGGUCGUAGCAUGUAGUUUACAUGCUUUUAAAGAGGAAAAAAUCCGGGGAGACAAAUCGUGGAUACCGAAGAAAGCUUCAAACGUGUUUGAAGCUUUCGAGGUCGUAUUCAUGGAACUAUGAACCUGGACUCGUUGUCUUUUACUUUGUCACAAAUCAGUUAUUUGGUUACGAAGUUAAAUAAAAGAAAUUUUGAAGAAAGCUGCCAGGAAAUAUCAACUUUAGUACAGGGGAAGGGUUUGGAGGCAGACAGACAUUUAUUGCGCUGUUUGCUUUCUAGUGUUGACUUUUCAACGGAAGAACCACCAGAACCUAGUGCAAAAGACUAUUACCAAGUUCAGCUCCUUAGGGAGAAACUUACUUACUUAUUGGAUAAAUUAUAUCUCAUUUCGAAUAUUUGUUUCGCUUUUGAUCGUCCAUUACUUCAACAAAAGACUUUAAUUCCAUCGCCAAAGUUAUUUUCCCAACUGCAAAAGGUUCUUGGUCUCUCGUUAGCCCAACUUGUUGUGAUUGAAAUUGCCUUUCAACAUUCGGAGAACCCUGAACUCCAGUCACUAGCAUUAGAGGAUCUUCAGAAGCAAAUACCGGAAUUAGUGAAACAUUACGUUUAUAGUGAUAGAAAAAAUCGGAGUGAAGAAUUAAACGGUUUCACAGUUGAAACAUUACACUUUAUUCUGUUUUUUAUUUUUCACGAAGCUCAACAAAUUGAAAUAACAAGUGAAACGAAGGAAAAAUUUUUCAAAGCCUUGAGAAGGGACUUUCCUCGUGAUCGGGUGCCAGUGGUGUUGUUACCAUAUUUGUAUCCAGGAGACGAGGAAACGCCUCAGUGUCAACUGCAAACUAUGUCGUCCACACAAAUGGAUGGAAACGCACUAGUUGAACUCAUAAUGGAAUUAGGUUAUGGGUUUACUAGUAGCGUGGAAGAAUGUAGAGCGGCUUUAACUGGACUCGGUGCUAGAGAAAUUUCCGCAUCAUGUGUGGCACGAGUUCUAUCUCACAUGGCUCGUACUUGUACGGGUCUGGAAGACACUGGCGGUUUGCAGUCGUUUUGGUCGAAUUCGAAUUCGGGGCAAGAUUCGAAUAAGGACAAAUCAUCUGAUGGUGGGGCAAAAACAUGGAAUGUCGAAGUUUUUGUACAAACCCUAAAAGAUAUGUCGUCGCUGCAAUGGAACGACGUCAUCAUACAACUCGAUCACGCCAAGUUUCUCGUAAAAGAUCGACAAGGAUUAAAACUUUUAAUCACAGGAUUAAAAUUAGGCCUUCAAUUACAAGGUUUUCCCACCGACGUAUUUCCUGUCGAACUCUUUUACAGACAUUGGGAGAAUGUAGAGGGUCAGUUUUCUCUAGUGCAACAAAUUUUAAAACAUCCGGACAUCUUUUGUUUUGCUGACUAUCCAUAUCACUCGGUAACUGUCGACGUAUUGAAAGCCGCCCCCGAGGGUGACAGUAAAGAAGCUCAAAGUUGGAGAUCUUUGAAUGUCAUUGAACUUCUAUUGUACAUUGCGGAGAGAGGAUUCUACGCCCCUGUUCAAGAAGUGUUUAAGUGGCCAAUUCAACACUGUCCUGAUGUUCUCGUUUUAGCCUUACUCCAAAUUAAUCCGCCAUUUACGUUACUCAGGCAAGAACUACUUAGUACACUAAUGCCGAUUUUCUUUGGAAAUCAUCCCAAUUCCGCUGUGAUAUUGCAUCAUGCCUGGCAUGUAAAUAAUCUCAUGAUAAAGACUAUAAUAAUGCAAGCUUUAGCUGAAUGGUACUUACGAGGUGAUCAUGACCAAACGAGGUUGUCGCGAAUUCUAGAUGUAGCUCAGGAUCUCAAGGCAUUAUCAGCGCUUCUUAAUGCACAGUCAUUUCCCUUUGUCAUCGAUCUUGCGUGUUUAGCUUCGAGAAGAGAGUACUUGAAAUUGGAAAAGUGGUUGACUGAUAAGAUUAGAGAGCACGGAGAACACUUUGUCACUGCUUGCGUUAAGUUUCUGCAGAGAAGAUGUCCGCAAGUCACGGGCUCUGGUAUCAAGGAGGAUCCAUCCGUUCCAAAAGCCAGUCAACUUCCACAGGAAACACUCACGACGAUACUUGCCUGUCUACAAGUUUGCGCUGGAAAUGUUUCCCAAGAUUGCGCUGAAGCAAUUAUGACAAUGGUACAAAAUUGUAGUUUGAUGCUUAGUAAAGGAACUAUGAGUAGACCACCUCCACCGGGUGUUUUGAGACACAGGGGCCUUGAACCUUUUAAUCCAGCAACCUUGAGCAGCCAAUUAUUCACCUCAAAACAAGUGGAUCCCCUUGCGAAUUUGGGAACAAGCUUGGCUUCCAUGGGACUUAGCUCCAGUCUUGGUCCACCAAGUAGUUCUGCAUUUAAUUUGCCCGGAGCACUAGGACCCUUAGUCUCUGCUCCCGGUUCUCCAUCUAGAUUAAUGGGACCCUCUCCAAGUCCAUUUCCAAUAAUAUCUCAAAUCCAUUCAGGACCAGUUGGCACUCCAGGUCCAUCAGUCAUUGCCAGUGGUACAGCAAUUGGUGGUUUAGGUCGUCUUGAACCAUUGGGUGGAAUAGAGAAAUCAAGACUUACCGAUACAACGAAUACUUUCCCCGAUAUGACACAAAACUUUUCAAAAGAAAUCGAAGACGAGGCGAAUAGUUAUUUUCAACGAAUUUACAAUCAUCCGCCACAUCCUACACUCUCGAUCGAUGAAGUUUUGGAUAUGUUGAAGAAAUUUCAAGAUUCGGGAAGUAAACGAGAGCGAGAUGUUGUUAAUUGCAUGCUUCGCAAUCUUUUUGAAGAGUACAAAUUCUUUCCCCGUUAUCCGGAUAAAGAAUUACACAUCACGGCGCAACUUUUCGGUGGAAUCAUUGAACGUGGCUUGGUCAACAGUUAUGUCACUCUGGGACUUGCAUUGAGAUUUGUCCUCGACGGUCUCAGGAAACCCGAAGGCACUAAAAUGUAUUAUUUCGGUAUAGCCGCAUUGGAUCGAUUUAAAAGUCGAUUGAAAGAUUAUCAGACGUAUUGUGAGCAUGUUCGAGUGAUACCGCAUUUCAGUGAAUUCCCCAAUCAUUUAAUCGAGUAUAUUGAAUAUGGACUUCAGGGUCAAGAGCCUCCAUCGAGACCUCAAGGUCCAGUUGUACCAAAAAAUGUGAUGCUGCCUCCCGUUACUACUCCUUAUAAGACUAUAACAACGACUACGAUUACGACAAGUACAACGCAAUCGAAACCUGCGACAACAUCGACCGCAUCUCUUUCAACUAGGCCUUCCAUAGCAAAUGCGACAAACAUCGAUACUCUCCUUGUAGCCACAGAUAAAGAGGAGAAGAUAACUUCCCCGCCAGAAGCUUUGCAAGACAAAACUGCCUUUAUCUUCAACAAUCUAAGUCAGCUGAAUUUACAACAAAAAUGUGAUGAAAUUAAGGAUAUAGUCACCGAAGAAUAUUGGCCCUGGAUGGCACAAUAUUUAGUAAUGAAACGAGCCAGUAUUGAACUAAACUUUCACGCUCUUUAUUCAAACUUUCUUGAUUGUUUGAAAAUCCCCGAAAUUAACAAAAUGGUCACCAGAGAAACCUUCAGGAACAUCAAAGUUCUACUCCGCAGUGAUAAAGGAAUCGCUAACUUUUCGGAUAGAUCUCUUCUCAAGAAUCUUGGUCAUUGGUUAGGAAUGUUAACUCUUGGACGAAAUAAACCAAUUUUACAUAUUGAUAUUGAUUUAAAAAGUCUUUUGGCCGAAGCUUAUCACAAGGGCCAACAAGAGCUUCUCUAUGUCGUACCCUUUGUUGCCAAGGUUCUAGAAAGCUGUGCAAAAAGUCGCGUUUUUCGUCCGCCCAAUCCCUGGACAAUAUCAAUAAUGAACGUUCUCGCGGAACUCCAUCAAGAACCAGAUUUAAAACUCAAUCUUAAAUUUGAAAUUGAAGUGCUUUGUAAAAAUUUGAGUAUCGAUGUCGCCGAACUGAAACCGGCCGUUUAUCUCAAAGAUCCGGAGAGAUUACGCAAUUUGGAAUAUCAAUUAUCGCAUCCGAACAAGAAGCAUAUAGAGAGUAGCAAUAAUCAACAACAGCAAUCGCAGGGUCCAAUUGAAGAAUUGGUUGGUCCAACAACAACUGUUCCAAUGAUUGCACAAGCGGCUCCACCAAUUAAUACAACGCCUUCAUUACCCUCUGGUCAACCUGAACCGAGGUUUAAUUAUGUCGACAUUACAGUCACUGGAAUUACGAACAUCGCUCCACAUAUUACCAUCAACAAUCAAUUGCCAAUUUUGCAAGCUCAUCCACAACUGAAACAAUUCGUCCGUCCAGCUGUAGAAAGAGCAAUCCAAGAAUGGAUUCAUCCAGUAGUAGAUCGUUCCAUUAAGAUUGCACUUACAACAAGUGAACAAAUAGUGAGAAAGGAUUUCGCCCUCGACUCCGAUGAGAAUAGAAUGCGACAAGCCGCUCGUCACAUGGUCCGGAACUUGACGGCAGGCAUGGCAAUGAUUACAUGUCGAGAUCAAAUUUUAGCAUCCAUAAGCACAAAUUUAAAACAAAAUUUCCUGAAUGCCAUGAUUGGCCACACUCCACAGCAAAAAGAGCUUGUUGAUCAAGCAGCUAAUGUGAUUGCUAACGAAAAUAUGGAACUUGCUUGCGCUUUCGUGCAAAAAACUGCAAUUGAGAAAGCUGUUCCCGAAAUGGAUAAGAGACUCAUGAAUGAAUUUGAAUUGAGAAAAAUCGCCCGACAAGAGGGUAGGAGAUAUUGUGAUCCAUUGGUUAAGUAUCAAUCGGAACGAAUGCCAGAGCAAAUUAGAUUGAAACUCACUGGUGUGACGCCACAUCAAAUGGCAGUUUAUGAAGAAUUUGCGAGAAAUAUUCCUGGUUUUCAACCAAUGACAGAUCGAGACUCGAGGGCAUUGUUCAUGCCGAAACCUAUCAGUGGACCAAUGCAGUUUGCUGCUAAUCCAGCGGUAGCAGCAGCAGCAGUACAGCAAGUGGCAGCUUAUGCCGCCGCAGCAGUUAGUACAGACGAAAUUGGAGCUAUGCUUGAAAAACUGGCGUCUGAAGUUGAGCAUUUAUUGGCAGCAAUGGGACCUUCAGCUCCACCUCCUCAGCAAGUUGCUCUUCACGGACUUCUUGAAGCCAUCAUUGCUACCAGGAGAGCUCGAGAUGCAAACACCGCGUCUGCCUUGUUGAAAAAAGCUGUCGAAGGUUUAAUGGAUUGUCCAAUUGUAACAAGCGGUGUUAUGGAGUCAGAGAUUAUUUUACGGUUUCGAGAUUUGCAUGUUCGAAUUUUGAAGUGCUUACAAGAUCAAAGAGCCUAUGGCAUGCAGUGGACAAACAAAAAUGUCACGCGCUGUUUAAUAGAAUGCAGAGAAGAGUUUCGGUACAAUUUCGAAGCAAUCGACUGUUUAAUAAGAUCUCAUUUGCUGAUUUUGUCGCAAUACGAUAUGGCUCUAGCACAAGCGAUGGAAAAUGGAAGUGCAAUGGCCACUGCCUUUGCAAUGCAACUGAUUCAACUUUAUUUGGUUGAAGAAAGACAAACUACUCACGUCACAGAGUCUGAUCUCUACAACACUAUUGAGAUCCUCGUCAGAAUGGCCCAUCUUCGAACACCACCAGAAGGUAUCAUGCUCUACAGGCUGACGAACUUGAUUGAAUCUCUGCGAGCAAAUCACGAUCCUGGUGUACUUGCCGAUAGGAUGCCAGCGGGACCAACAGCCCACAUUCACUCUGGAAUAAUGCAAGCAAAAGCUCGUGACUAUGACGAUCCACCAGGCUUAUUCGAGAAGACAGAAUUUCUGUUAAGAGAAUGGGUGCAAAUGCAUCACAGCGCGACUCACGCCAGGGAUCCAACAAAAGCCUUCAGCACCUUUGUUCAUCAUAUGAAUAUACACGGUAUUCUGAAAACAGACGACUUGAUUACGAGAUUUUUCAAAAUCAGCACUCAAAUGUGUGUAGAUUUGUGCUAUAGAGCACUCGUUGAACCAAGUUCUGGUGCAUCUGCCAUUCGUGCCAAAUGUUUUCAUACUCUGGAUGCCUUUGUGCGACUAGUCGCUCUUCUCGUUAAACACUCUGGCGAUACAACAAAUACUCACACGAAAAUCAACCUACUGAAUAAAGUACUUGGAAUUGUUGCUGGAGUCCUACUUCAGGAUCACGAAAUCCGUCAAUGUGAUUUUCAACAACUGGCAUAUCAUCGAAUAUUCAUAAUGCUCUUCCUGGAACUUUGCGCGCCGGAACCAGUUCUGGAGGCGAUAAAUUUCCAAGUACUGACUGCCUUCUGCCACACUCUUCAUAUUCUUCGUCCAGCAAAAGCCUCGGGCUUCUGCUACGCCUGGCUGGAACUUGUUUCCCAUCGUGUUUUCAUUGGACGAAUGCUUGCCAUUACACCGCAACAAAAAUGUUGGGGAAUGUACGCUCAACUACUGAUUGAUUUAUUCAAAUAUCUCGCUCCUUAUUUGAGAAAUGCUGAACUCGCAAAGCCGGUAACUUCUCUUUAUAAGGGAACAUUACGUGUUCUUCUGGUUCUUCUUCACGAUUUUCCCGAAUUUCUGUGUGACUAUCACUACGGAUUUUGUGAUGUGAUUCCACCAAAUUGUAUACAAAUGAGAAAUUUGAUUCUCAGUGCAUUUCCAAGGAAUAUGCGUUUACCGGAUCCAUUCACUCCAAAUUUGAAAGUUGAUAUGUUACCUGAAAUUGCGCACGCACCAAGAGUUCUUACUAACUUUGCGUCAAUGAUUCAGCCGCCGAAUUUCAAGAAGGAACUCGAUUCCUACUUGAAAGCUCGCGCGCCAGUUACAUUCUUGUCUGAAUUGAGGAGCAAUUUGCAAAUUUCCCAAGAGGCGGGAUCGAGGUAUAAUAUUCAAUUGAUGAACGCUCUUGUUUUGUAUGUUGGAACGACGGCAAUAACUUUCAUACGAGGCAAAGGGCACACGCCAAAUAUGUCAACGAUUGCCCACUCGGCGCACAUGGAUAUUUUCCAAAAUUUGGCAGUGGACCUCGACACUGAAGGAAGAUAUUUGUUCUUGAAUGCAAUUGCCAAUCAAUUGAGAUAUCCAAACAGUCAUACUCAUUACUUCAGCUGCACACUUUUGUACCUUUUCGCUGAAGCGAAUACCGAAGCUAUUCAAGAACAAAUUACGCGAGUGUUACUCGAGAGACUCAUUGUCAACAGACCUCAUCCAUGGGGAUUACUCAUCACCUUCAUCGAACUGAUCAAGAAUCCAACGUACAAAUUUUGGACGCACGAAUUUGUCCACUGUGCACCAGAAAUUGAAAAAUUGUUGGAGUCUGUGGCCCGUUCGUGUAUGGUUCAAAAACAGGUGCAGUCCAACACCGAAUCAGAAAUUCCAGAGUGAUAGUACAUUUUAUCCUUUUUCUUGUCAAUUUUAUGUACAGUAAACUCGUAAAAUAUUACGAAAAAAAUAAGAAAGAAUCGCGUGUAAAAACGUUGUUAAAUUUACGACUAGGUGUAUUAUACUUUAGGUUUUGAAUGAAAUAUUUCUUUUUCUAUAGGUAGGUAGUAGUAAGGUACUAUUAAUUAUUCGAGAGAAAACAAAUUAAAAAUAAUACGUGAUACGAAUGUGUUAAUAUUUUAAUAAAUGAUAUCAUUGCAAUUUUGUCAAUAAAAAGCAAUGAAGAUGAAUUCAAUCUCCGAGAUCGCGUCUUAUAAAUGACGUUUGCCAAGGAAUAUAUAACGGAGUAUUGUAUUUUAUAUACCAUAGGUAUUAUCAUUUAGCUAUAAUAUUGCAAAGAAAACCGAUUUUGGAGAUUAUUCUAAGAAAAAAAAAAAGAAUGAACUGCAGUGUUCAAUAGAUUAUGAUAUAGAAAGAUCUUUUUAGUUUAUCAACUGAUUUUCAAGUUUAUAACAUAAAUUUAAUAGACGGUGAAAUUUGACGAUCCGAACUAUAAAUAAACAGACUAAUAAUUCUUGGUAAGAACUUGAUUAAUUAAAAAUACACAGUAUCAUCAGGAUUAAAAAGACAAAAACUUAAUUAAGUCUCGAAAUGUGUACUUGAAAAAACACAGUAGAUAAAAAAUAGUUCUGUGGCAUUGUACGAACAUGUACCUUUUGUAACUUUACAUUUCGAAAGGAUGAAUAGUUCAAAACAAUCAUUAUGUAAAUGUCGUUUAAUAAAUAAUAAUACAAUUUUUCUGUGUAA